UAAAUAUGACAUAAUUAUUGAUUAUUUGCCAGAAUUUGAUGGGUUCCCUUUUUAAUCUGCUUUCCCAAAGCCUUUUUUUCCUUAUGGUUAUUUUGUUGGAGUUUCCUUGCUACUGUUACCCCUGGCUUAUCAAUAUUUACAUUCUUUCUGUAAAGCUGCUUUGUGACAGUGUCUAGUAAAAAAAAUGUCAUAUUAAUAUAAUCAAAUUGAAAAUGAAGUACGCUAAUGUAUUUCCAUCACAUCUUUCUUGUCCAUGUUUGUGUUAUCUUGACUAAAACAGCAGACAAGAACUGAAGAGAAAUAAAAAGACUUUGGCGAACACACCUUAACUGCAGUGAUGCAGACUAGACAAAAGAAUCCAGCUUCUCUUGCUAGACCAGUUACUUUUGAAAGAGUUAUGGAAGAGGGAGGGAUAUGUAGAGAGUCUGGAAGCCAUACUGACAAAAAGAGAAGAACUAAAGAUGGCUACCUGAGGGCAACUGGUGCGACUUAACCCAGCAUGAAUGACCAACAGAGGAAGUUAGUGAUGCAAUGACACCCAGAUAAAGAUAAUCUUAAUGUCCAGGGGAUGGAUGGAGGGAUGAAGAAACAGAAGGAGGCAGAAAAAGAUAAAGAAAGUGAUGCUGCAGAUGGGGUUUUUGGACAAAGUGCAGGUGUACCCAUCAGCCACCAGAAGGCAGCAGACAAUCAUAAAUACCACACUGUGGGUCAUCAGAAAAAGAAGUCAAAGGUGCGUCUAGUCGCUACAUUGGGUAAGGGAGCUCAAACCCCAAAACCUAGAACUCCAAUUCAGGUGCUGUUUAACCAGGGACCACCAGAAAAUAUUCCCAUAAUGGAGGAGCGAGGCAGUGGUGGUGGAGGUCCCUCACAAGUCGAGCUGUUGAAACAGACUCUGCAGGCGUUCUCCGUGCCUAAUGAGCUCAACUGGAGCUUGGGACAAGGAGACAAAGCUGAGGUUUUGGAAAACAGCUGGACUGAUAUAGUACCCUCGCACAAGUCAAUGGCAAGAACCCAGAAGCACCAGCAGGAGGCACUUUGGGAAUUCCUCUACACUGAGUUUAUUUACAUCAACAAACUCACCGUCAUCACGGAUCUCGUUCUUGCUGCACUUGAGCAUGUUCACCAGCAGGGUUUUCUUCAUGAGGUUACUUCUGCCCAGCUCUUUUCUAACAUACACUCCAUCCUCGAUGCUCAUAGGCGUUUCUGGCAUGAAGUGUUGUAUCCCAUGUUGCAGAGUGCCAGGUUGACUGGCCAACCUUUUGAUCCUUUAAAGCUUGAGCGAGGAUGUUUGCAGUUUGCUGAACGUUUUUCUUCAUAUUUGGAUUAUUGUUGGGAGGAGGAGAGAAACAUGGAGUUCACACGCAAACAGCUGGAAACAAACCCACACUUUAGUGUUUUUCUUAUGUGGGUGGAGACUCAUCCCCAGUGUGGGAGGAUGCGGGUGGGCGACAUGCAGGCAAAGCCCCACCAGAGGAUUACAAAGUACCCUCUAAUUUUAAAGGCUAUCCUUAAGGCUACACAGGACCUAAAUACACAAAAAAAACUCAACCGCAUGAUAAACAGUGUCAGUCAUUUUCUAGACAGCAUCAAUGACUACUUGCUCUUUAAGGAUGAUGAGUUGGCACUCUUUGCCAUGUCCCAAAAGAUAGAGGGAUAUGAAUUGCAGGGGAUGAGUGAAGAAAUCAACAAACACAUGCAGGAGUUCUGUCGCUUCGAUUUAACUAGCCCUAUUCGGGGCAUGGGACCCAAGGUCAUACGUAAGCUGAUACUGGGGGACACUCUGAAGGUUAGAGGAAAGAAAGACAGUAAGCUGGAGGUAGUGGUGCUGCUGUUUACUGACGUGCUCCUGCUGACCAAACCCCUAAAGAAGUCAGGGAAGCAUAAGGUAGUGCGCCCUCCACUGUCCCUGGAGAGAAUACACUGUGCAGAACUUAAAGACGGCUACUCUUUUGCCUUAGUGGAGGUGAGUGAGCUAGGCUGUCCUGUCAGUGUGUACAGUGUUUCUACCCCGAACCCAGAGACCUGCACAGCAUGGAUCUCUACUAUCCACCAAGCCCAGGAAGACUUGCAGUCUUUAAAAAUAAAGGAGAAAACAGUGAAACCUGAGGAGACCAGUGAUGAAAUUCUAGAGGAGCUAGACCCAUUUCCUCCUGCGAGUUUGCUAAAAAUCAAAGACACGGAGGAACAGUCAAUGUAUAAAAGUCAUUUAGCUUCUCCCAAGUUUACAGCUAUACAGUUAGAGGUAGAAGAGCAGAAUUUGCAUAACCAAGAUGCACACGCACAUUUUUUGAGAAAACAAAUGCAAAACAGAGACGAAGAACUGGAUGUCCAAUUCGAAGCACAAGAACCUAAAGGGAUAGAGAGCAGUAAAAAUGGACAUUGUGAAUACAAUGAUGUUUUUAAUAGUCCAAUAAAUGAAAGACGGGUAACGUGGACUCGCAAAUUGCAAUCACAAAAAAAUUCCAAUGCCCUUCCACAACAAGACUUAUUAGAGACCAGCAAGCCCAGUGGUGCGCAUCAUGUGUUAGUUGGUGGAUUAAAGGUAAACAGUGCACUUAGCCAGUCAUACAGACAGUUUUUAUUACCAAGCAAAUUUGUGCCAGAGUCUUCAAUAAGUGACACACAGGAACAGUCACAGAAAUCAGAUCUGCGGCAGGAUUCUUGGCCUCCACAAUCAGCUGAUGAGUCUCUCUCAGAAUCAGGGACAUUCACAAGAAUGUUAAAGUCACCAAAGAUACGUAGGAAGCGUCCAAUAAAUUCCCAGCCAUCAUCAGUCCUCGACGGCUCCAGGAGGAUGUCAGAAGAUUUUAUAUCAUCAACGUCAUUCUCCAACAGGAACUCCGAGUCAGUCUCAGAUUCUGUUGAAGACCAUAAUAUUCACAGACCCUCCAACACAUCCUCCAAAUCUCAGGACCACCUGGUGCUUAAAAUGGGGUCUGUAAAGCAAAACCGAGGGGUGUUCUGGAAUGUUCCUUCUCAAAGCUUAUCAGAAUCCGAGCUGCCUAAAGAGGCACAAGAUCAAAACUCCAAAAAAAUACCAAAAAUUAAAACCCAGAGAAGUGAAUCCUUACCUGAUCUACAGUCCCCUUUGCAGAGUCUUUUAAAUAGGGCCAAGGAGCGGGAGAGGGAGCGUGGAAUAGCAAAAACAGAGAGGAAUCAUUUAGACACGAAUUCGACUCCUCCAUCGCGUUCGUAUAGUGAAAGAGAGAAAAGGACAGGAGCGGAGGAGCAAGAGCAGUUCAGAACAUCAUGGUUGGAUUCUUAUACAGGAACAGAGAUCAGCGUGGACAGCUGUGGCAAGGACAGGAAAAGCAGAGCUGUCACUCCACAGGGUGUAAAUGUGGACUGGCCAGGCUGGUGCUUCGACGAUGUGGAUGUGCUGGGAUUUGGGCUUGAAGAUGAACCAGAAGACUGGUUUAAACAGACCCUGACUACGACAGAGCUUCAGAAAACACCCAGGCAUAGUGACGCAGAGUACAGUGAGGUGUAAAGAGAAACAGCUGCGAAAAUCCUGAAUCUGUAAUCUAGUGUAGAAUGUAGAGGUGAAGCUACCUUAAGGACAAAAUGCAGUAACACACACUGCAGAAGCUUUGAAUAGACAUUGUUUACUUUGACUUCAGACAGGUUGUGAACUCUCUUGAAUUUCUGUAUCUGUACUUAAAACUGACCUAAAAACGUGAUCGUAGCUAUUCUACAAUCCUAGAAUGCAAAUUAUAUAAAUGACACAUAUACAUUAUAGUUGUUAUAUUUAUAUAUUGAGCUAAAUUCUUGAAUAUUUACUAUCUUUUUAAGAAAAUGUACAGGAACCUUUGCUUUAAAUGUGGUUUUACCUCGGGAUCUGGUGAUCUAUCUUGCAUAAUGUGCUGGAGGAAUUUUAUUUCUUCCAAUUAUUUAAUCUCCCUAAAAGUGAACUGAUGGAGGUGAAACUCUUUAGAAAUUGUUUUGUAACCUUCUCCAGCCUGGUCGAGCAUCUGUUACUCUAUUUCUGAGAUCCUCAGGAAUCUUCUUUGAAUGAGACAUGGCACAGUUCCAUAAAGCUGCAUGGUGAAGACCAGACUUUAAUAGUAAAUGUUUAUGUUCUUAAAACCUUAAAAAAAACCUAAUUUGAAACAAAUGACUUAAUUCACCCAUUUAAAGUAACUUAUACUCCAAUAGGUUUAUAAAGGAAAUGUAUUUAUUAUUGGAUAGUUUUGCUUAAUGAAUAAAUGUAAAAACUAUAUUAUUUUAUGUAAUUUGUUUAAUGGGUUCUUCUAAGGGUUUUCUUUUUUCUAGUUUUGAGACAAAUCUGAUCACAUUUCAAUUGUACAGUGUUUAAAAACUUUCUACUCCACCAUGUCACUUAUCUUUGCCUCAACUGCUUGACUAUUAAUGAAAUACACUCCCUACUUGAGCAGUUGAGGCAAAAAUAAAAGUGACACUGAUGCAAUUUAAAUAUUAAAAACUGUCAAUUGUCAAAACUAAAAUAACGUUAGCCUAAUGCUUUUUUGUAUGACCAAGGCACUUGUAACACAGUGCAAUGAUGUGCAGAAUACAGCAGCAAACAUUGUACGGUACAGUUGUGCACUUGAGUGUCUUACUGUGAACUCAGGAUGGAUUCUGAAGAACAUGAUGUAACUAUUGCUGGCAAAUGCAAGAAAUUUUUUGGAAAAAGAAAUAGCCAGUUUCUUGUUCUGACUGUCAUGUAAAUAUGUUCUUAUAAAUUGCCCACAUUUUGCUUUUAACUGUGUGCGAUGUCUAUUGCCCCUCCCACUCAUUUUCCUCCACCCAGCUUUGUUCCAACUCUGUUAGAUUGCUUAGCCAGGUUUUCAUCACUUCUUCUAGAAAUAUAUAUAUUAUAGUUCAUGCACUUUUUUUCCAAAUUGGGUUUAAAGACUGAGAAAGAUUUUGUAAAAUAUUUUUCUAUUUGUUUCGGAAUGCUUUUUGUAACAGGAUAAAUCAGCUUAUUCUUCACAAUUUUGUAUAUAAAUCAUUUAUGAUUAAAAUCUUUGCAUGAAGUCAUAGAAGGUGCAUAUUAUAUGAUGCAACUAAUUAUGUAAAAAUGUAUAGAGUCUGCAGUCAUGUGGUGUAAAACGACAAAAAUAUCAGUGCAAGACUUCGCAGUCACAGUUUUCUGACACUGAUUGUCUCACUAAUGCUUAAUAAAAAUUAUUCAUAGUUUAUUUAUAUAUUUUUUUUUUCUUGAGAAAAUGUUUUUCUAUAGACACCACAAUGUAUAUGGGAUAUACUGUGAAAGAAAAUAUGGAAAAAUACAUAUGUAAAGGAGAAAUUCAAAAUAAUGUGUACUUUAUUGAUAUAUAUUUAUAUACAGUAUCAUACAUUAACAUAAGCUUAAAAAUAAAUGUGUAGUUAUUCUUAGUAUUAUAAACAGAUGUUUGUAAGAGAAUUUAUGCUACAAUUUUCUGAAAGUCUCUUUCUCUCUCUCUCUC
Molecule: messenger RNA, 5426 nt
Organism: Clarias gariepinus (North African catfish)
Lineage: Eukaryota; Metazoa; Chordata; Actinopteri; Siluriformes; Clariidae
Gene: plekhg6
Product: pleckstrin homology domain containing, family G (with RhoGef domain) member 6
Exons: 15
Coding region: 569-3490 (973 amino acids)
Biological process (GO): Rho protein signal transduction; endothelial cell migration
Cellular component (GO): endocytic vesicle; plasma membrane; axon
Molecular function (GO): guanyl-nucleotide exchange factor activity
Source: RefSeq, a predicted model, not a curated record